Molecule: messenger RNA, 2124 nt
Organism: Cryphonectria parasitica EP155
Lineage: Eukaryota; Fungi; Ascomycota; Sordariomycetes; Diaporthales; Cryphonectriaceae
Product: ATP-dependent metallopeptidase Hfl
Exons: 2
Coding region: 1-2124 (707 amino acids)
Biological process (GO): protein-containing complex assembly; mitochondrial protein processing
Cellular component (GO): m-AAA complex; membrane
Molecular function (GO): ATP hydrolysis activity; ATP binding; metalloendopeptidase activity
Source: RefSeq, a predicted model, not a curated record
AUGUUUGACUCGAGCGAGCCGAGGGUCGGCAGAGAGCAGGAAAACACGUCUCACGAGGAAGGAAAUGAGGCUGGCCAGCAAGGCUCCAAGGAGGAUGGGAGCAGGAAGAAGGACCAGAAAGGCAAGCAGGACAAGGACCCAAGGGUUCUGGACACGAGCGAUCUGCUGGGCUGGAUUCUGGCAGCUGCACUCUUUUAUCCCCUUUGGAGCAUGGUCUUCCCGAGCGAGACGCGCGACAUCAGCUGGCAAGAGCUGAGGAGGAACUACUUGGACAAGGGGCUGGUCGAGAAGUUGGUGGUUAUGGGCCGCAAGGUGCGGGUUGACCUGAACCAGGAAGCCACCCGGACCAUGUACCCUGACAGCGUGGCCGCGAACCCGGGCUUCCACUUUUACGUUUCGAUCGGCUCCGUGGAGACCUUUGAGAGGCAUCUGGAUCAGGCGCAGGAGGAGCUCGGCAUCCCUUCGACAGAGAGGAUCCCGGUCACGUACGCUGGCGAGAGUCAGCUCGGCAACCUCAUCAUGGCAUUUGGUCCGACUCUGCUGCUCGUCGGUCUCAUCUACUACGCUUCUCGGCGUGGGCCUGGCGGCGGCGGUGCCGGAGGCGGUAUGUUCGGGUUUGGCAAGAGUAAGGCCAAGAUGUACAACCACGAGAGCGCAGUCAAGGUCAAGUUUGCCGACAUCGCGGGCAUGGACGAAGCCAAGGUCGAGAUCAUGGAGUUUGUCGCGUUCCUGAAGCAGCCCGAGCGCUUCCAGAGACUCGGCGCCAAGAUCCCGCGUGGUGCCAUCUUGUCUGGCCCUCCCGGCACUGGUAAGACGCUGCUCGCAAAGGCGACGGCCGGUGAGUCGGGCGUGCCGUUCUUCAGUGUCAGCGGCUCCGAAUUCGUCGAGAUGUUUGUGGGUGUCGGAGCAUCGAGAGUACGCGAUCUCUUUGCGCAGGCCAGGAAGAACGCGCCCUGCAUCGUCUUCAUUGACGAGAUUGAUGCCAUUGGCCGGUCCCGAUCCGAUGGAAACCGGAACUUUGGCGGAAACGAGGAGCGUGAGGCGACGCUGAACCAGAUCCUUACGGAGAUGGACGGCUUUAACACCCAGGAGCAGAUCGUGGUGCUUGCGGGUACCAAUAGGCCAGACGUGCUCGACCAGGCAUUAAUGAGGCCUGGCCGCUUCGACAGACAGAUCCAUAUCGACAGGCCGACCAUGCAAGGCCGUGCGGAUAUCUUCAAGGUCCACUUGGCCAAGAUCGUCACCAAGGAGGAUAUGGAGUAUCUGUGCGGGCGCCUCGCUGCUCUGACACCCGGCUUCUCUGGUGCGGAUAUUGCCAAUGCCGUCAACGAAGCCGCACUCGUCGCUGCACGGGCAAAUGCCGAAACCGUAACCAUGGUUCACUUCGAGCAGGCGAUAGAGCGGGUUAUUGGCGGUCUGGAGCGAAAGUCACUGGUGCUGAACCCCGAGGAGAGGAGGACAGUAGCGUACCACGAAGCGGGUCACGCCAUCUGCGGCUGGUACUUUGAGUUUGCCGACCCUCUCCUCAAGGUUUCGAUCAUCCCUCGUGGCAAGGGCGCGCUCGGCUACGCACAGUACCUGCCGGUGGGCGACGCGUACCUCAUGACCACGAAACAGCUCAUGGACCGCAUGGCCAUGACCCUGGGCGGGCGCAUCUCCGAGGAACUGCACUUCCCGACGGUGACGACCGGCGCGAGCGAUGACUUCCACAAGGUCACAGCUACGGCAACCAACAUGGUGACACGAUGGGGCAUGUCGGAGAAGCUGGGACCGAUCCACUUUGACCAGGACAAGAACCAGUUCAACAAGCCCUUCGCGGAGGACACGGCACAGAAGAUCGACGCCGAGGUCCGCCGCAUUGUGGACGUCGCGUACAAGCAGUGCAAGGACCUGCUGACCGAGAAGAAGAAGGAGGUCGGCAUCGUGGCGGAGGAGUUGUUGAGGAAGGAGAUGCUGACGCGCGACGACAUGGUGCGGCUGCUGGGCCCGAGACCUUUUGCCGAUAAGGAGGAGUUCACCAAGUACUUUGACGGAUCCAAGAGCGCACCUCCACCGCCGCCGAAUGAAGGUAGUAUCAUCGAUGACCCUCCAGCCGGCGCGCCGGCUUUCAAGGGGAAUAGGUGA